CGGCUGCGAAGGGCGGAGGCGGAGGCGGAGGCGGAGGCGGAGGCGGAGGCGGAGGCGGAGGCGGAGGCGGCGCUGGAAUCGCGUCAGCCGCGGACGGGCUGUGAACGGCGUCUCAUUCUCACAGCGGGCGGUGUGAGGUAGACGCGAGGGCGGUGGAUGUGUCUUGGCUCGACAUCCGCGUCGGCGUCAUCACCGCGGCCGAGGCGCGAGAGAUGCAGCCGAGAGGCAGCCGAGAGGCAGCCGAGAGGCAGCCGAGAUGAGAGGUCUUUGGGUGGGUGUACGAGGGGUGUACGAGGGGUGUACGAGGGCGGUGGUGUACGAGGGCGGUGGUGUAUGAGGGCGGUGGUGCGAGGGCGGUACGGCGCGGCGUCACGGCGCGUGCGGUGAGACCAGGCGCACCCGGAAAGCGACAAGCUCUACAUUGAGACCAUCGACCUCGGCGAGCCGGCCGGGCCGCGCCAGAUCCUUUCGGGCGCGCGGGAGAUGCAGCGGAGAUGCAGCGGAGUUGCAGCCGAGAUGCAGCCGAGAUGCAGCGGAGUUGCAGCCGAGAUGCAGCCGAGAUGCAGCGGAGUUGCAGCCGAGAGACAGCCGAGAUGCAGCGGAGAGACAGCCGAGAUGCAGCCGAGAUGCAGCGGAGAGACAGCCGAGCUGCAGCGCAGAUGCAGCGCAGGUGCAGCCGAGGUGCAGCGUCGCUUCACGGCUCGUGGCGUGCACCAGGCUUGGCGCAGCACUUGCCCAUCGACGCGGUGCGCGGCGCGCGCGUGGUUGUGCUUUGCAACUUGGGCAGCAAGAAGCUUGGCGGCGUCGAGUCGCAGGGGAUGGUGCUCUGCGCCAAGGGAGAGGGCGGCCUCUGUUUCGUCACCCCGCCCGACGGGUCGGCGCCGGGGGCCAGGGUGAGCUUCGAGGGGUUCGCGGGCGAGCCGGAGCAAAACCCGAAGAAGCUCGCCAAGAAGAAGGCGUGGGAGACAUGCAUGCCCGACCUCGCCACCGACGCCGAGGGCGUGGCGUGCUACAAGGGCGUCGCGUUCGCCACAGCCGAAGGCAAGUGUACCGCCGCCGUCAGGGGCGCGCCGAUCAGCUGAGAGGAGCUUCGGAGCGGCGCGGGCUGAUGCAAGACCGGGCCAGCGCGGUAAGGUCAGGUAAGGUCAGGUAAACAUCUCCACACAGGUGGACCAGCGCGGCUGCGCCCUCGCCCUCCAGUUCCACCCUACGGUGCGCCCACGCCGUGGCAGAGCGCAUGCAAACCUAAUAAAGUAACGCGAAACGGGAGACGCACAGCGAGGUCACCAAGCGAGGCGCGUGGCGUGUGCGUCACGUUUUUGCAGGUACCACGUGGGUUUUACCUCUCU
This is a messenger RNA of Emiliania huxleyi CCMP1516, 1349 nucleotides long. RefSeq lists its product as hypothetical. The transcript has 5 exons. Lineage: Eukaryota; Haptophyta; Isochrysidales; Noelaerhabdaceae. The record is from RefSeq and is a predicted model, not a curated record. Bases 660 to 1082 code for a protein of 140 amino acids. Gene Ontology annotation, molecular function: tRNA binding.